CAAAUCCCAUACCCACAAGGCAUUGCGCUUGUCUCUUCCUCUUUGAAUUGAAUUUCGUUCUUGCGGUUGACAUCGAGGACGUCCGUACACAAUGUCUGAUGCGGAAGGAGAUGACCAACCUGCUGCUGCAGCCGCCGUUUCCGUCGGUGGUCCUAUGGAUGUGAACUCUGCCCUGCAGGAGGUGCUUAAGACUUCCCUGAUCCACGGUGGUCUGGCCCGCGGUAUCCACGAGGCUGCCAAGGCUUUAGACAAGCGCGAGGCCCAUCUGUGUAUCCUGGCCAACAACUGUGACGAGCCAACCUACAAGAAAUUGGUGGAGGCUCUUUGCGUGGAACACAACAUCAAUCUCCUUAAGGUCGAUGACAACAAGAAGCUUGGCGAAUGGUCUGGCCUAUGUAAGAUCGACAAGGAAGGCAAGGCCCGCAAAGUAGUGGCUUGUAGCUGUGUUGCAGUCAAGGAUUACGGAAAGGAAUCUCCAGCCUUGGAUGUCAUCAAGGAUUACUUCAGCAAAUAAUUCAUGAUGGCCACAACAGCCGGCCAGUACUAAGCAACUUUCGUCAACUAAGCACCCCUCUUGCAGUGCAGCGAUUCACCAUGGGCUAGAAAGGACACCUAAGGACAUCUAUGUUGGGUGUCCUUUCUAGAUUAUCAUCUCCCCAUUCCAUAGUGAGCAGCUGUAACAACUGGUCAAUAAAAGUAACAAGAUCAAGUGCA
Lytechinus variegatus (green sea urchin) is the source of this 714-nucleotide messenger RNA. RefSeq names its product 40S ribosomal protein S12-like (gene rps12). Lineage: Eukaryota; Metazoa; Echinodermata; Echinoidea; Temnopleuroida; Toxopneustidae. Gene Ontology annotation, molecular function: structural constituent of ribosome. Gene Ontology annotation, biological process: translation. The transcript is spliced from 5 exons. The record is from RefSeq and is a predicted model, not a curated record. Gene Ontology annotation, cellular component: ribosome; cytosolic small ribosomal subunit. The coding region runs from base 92 to 514 and encodes 140 amino acids.